This is a messenger RNA of Galeopterus variegatus (Sunda flying lemur), 2367 nucleotides long. It is a transcript of the gene TENT5B, whose product is annotated as family with sequence similarity 46, member B. Gene Ontology annotation, biological process: mRNA stabilization. The transcript is spliced from 2 exons. Bases 164 to 1447 code for a protein of 427 amino acids. NCBI's taxonomy places the organism in Eukaryota, Metazoa, Chordata, Mammalia, Dermoptera, Cynocephalidae. The record is from RefSeq and is a predicted model, not a curated record. Gene Ontology annotation, molecular function: RNA binding; poly(A) RNA polymerase activity.
GUUGGUCGUCGCCGUCGGAGUGUGCCUUGGGUUUGCCUCGCCGUCGCUGCCGCCCCGUCCCUGCAUCCGCGCUCCCGCCUUGGCCCGGUCCCAGCCGCUCUCCCUGCCCUCAUCCCCUUCACCACCCCCCGGUUUCUGCCGUCGGGGCCCCGGGGCCGGGCGAAUGAUGCCGUCGGAGAGCGGAGCUGAGCGCCGGGACCCGGCGGCUGCGCAGGUGCGGACGGCUGCGGCCUCGGCGGUGGCCACGGCCGCCCCGGCAGGCGGCGGCCCCGACCCGGAGGCCUCGUCGGCUUCCUCCGGACGGCACCUGAGCAGGCUGAGCUGGCCACAGGGGAAGCGGCUGGACGCGCUCCUGAGAGAGCCGAUUCCCAUUCACGGGCGCGGCAACUUCCCCACGCUGAGCGUGCAGCCCAGGCAGGUCGUGCAGGUGGUCCGCAGCAGCCUGGAGGAACAGGGACUACAUGUGCACAGUGUGCGGCUGCAUGGCUCGGCUGCCAGCCAUGUGCUGCACCCUGAGAGUGGCCUGGGCUACAAGGACCUGGACCUGGUGUUCCAGAUGGACCUGCGCAGCGAGGCAUCCUUCCAGCUGACCAAGGCAGUGGUGCUGGCCUGCCUGCUGGACUUCUUGCCGGCUGGUGUGAGCCGGGCCAAGAUCACACCAGUGACACUGAAGGAGGCGUACGUGCAGAAGCUGGUGAAAGUGUGCACAGACACAGACCGCUGGAGCCUCAUCUCACUGUCCAACAAGAGUGGCAAAAAUGUAGAGCUCAAGUUUGUGGACUCAGUGAGGCGCCAGUUCGAGUUCAGCGUAGACUCCUUCCAGAUCAUCCUGGACUCCCUGCUGCUCUUUGGCCAGUGCUCAUCCACGCCCAUGUCUGAGGCCUUCCACCCAACAGUGACAGGUGAGAGCCUGUACGGGGACUUCGCCGAGGCCUUGGAGCACCUGCGGCACCGUGUCAUCGCCACACGCAACCCUGAGGAGAUCCGUGGUGGUGGCCUCCUCAAGUACUGCCACCUUCUGGUGCGGGGCUUCCGGCCGCGGCCCAGCACUGACGUGCGCGCCCUGCAACGUUACAUGUGCUCCCGCUUCUUCAUCGACUUUCCAGACCUGGCGGAGCAGCAGCGCACUCUGGAGCGCUACCUGGAGGCCCACUUUGGUGGAGCUGACGCAGCCCGCCGUUAUGCCUGCCUGGUGACGCUGCACCGCGUGGUCAACGAGAGCACCGUGUGCCUCAUGAACCAUGAGCGCCGCCAGACGCUGGACCUCAUCGCCACACUGGCGCUCCAGGCGCUGGCUGAGCAAGGCCCAGCUGCCACUGCUGCCCUGGCCUGGCACCCUCCAGGCCCCGAUGGGGUUGUGCCGGCCACUGUCAAUUACUAUGUGACCCCUGUGCAGCCUCUGCUGGCUCGGGCCCACUCCUAUCCCACCUGGCUGCCUUGUAACUGACUCAGACCCUGGCCAAAAGGAACAUGGCCUCAAAGGAUAGGAUGGGGUCUCUAAGCGUAUGUGGAGGACAUGACCAGAGAGAGACAGGCAGCCUGUGCCAGAUGGCCCAGCCCUGCUGCAGGGUUGGGCCUGUGAUUGAACAGUCCAGACUUCCCCAAGUGAGGCUGCUGUGGGGCUUAAGACCAAACUGGGGUUCUUGGCAGGAGGACCCUUUGGUAUCGCACCACACUUCUGGACCAGCAUGAUUGUGGGGUGCAGGGGCCAUUUUUCUUGGGGGUCGACUGCCUUCAAGAGACAAAACAAAUUUUGGAUGGUAGCCUCAGUGCCCAGCUCCUUGGGUUGAUUUCCAUGGCCCCGAAGGGGUCUUUUUUACUAGGGCCAGCCUACAGUGAUUUAGCAGCCUCUGAGGGCCUACAGCUCACACACUGACUAAAUUAUGGUAUGUUUGGGGAUUACUCACUUUGGGUUGGGCUGGGCCACUAACAAGGCCUGGUGGGCCAACCCAACUAAUCACUUGGAGGGGGAAACUGAGGCAUGCAGCAGAUACUUGGGUUUGGGGAGGAAUGGGUAUAGCCUAGUCUCCUGAAAUUCAUAUCCCAAGCUGUGAAACCUUCCUCUUGAGGGGCUGAGGUGUGCUGGACAGGAGCCAAACAGUCGGGGUGGGACGCAUCCCAUGCCCCUUCCAGCAUGUCACUCCUUUCCCUCAUAUAGUGAGGAGCCCUCCUGCCUGGGAGCUUGUUCUUUGAAAGGUGCUGAGUCCAAACUUGCCACAGCCUAGCCCAGUGCUCCCACCCCACUGGCUUGGUUACAGGGCUCUCACAUGGGGGAGGGGAGCCAUGUCCCCAUCUCCUUCCUCAUCCCUCUGGAUUUGUUGCUAUUUUGCACUCUUAACACCUGCCAAUAAAGAUUGUCUACACUGA